UUUAUGCUCGCAGGAUGGGGGGGGAGCGGAGCGUCACGUUGCUGUGACGGCAGCGCGGAGUGCAGAAUUCCUUUGUUGUGGGCAGAGAGGAGGGGACGCGGAGCCGCCGGGUCCUUCAGCGACCGCGCAGCGCAGGGGGGUCCGCGUGGGUUCCCCCUCCCCGCCGAAGGGAUGUGGGGUGCGGGGGGGGCACCGCGCUGCGGGGACAUCGCGUGGUGUUGAAGCGCUGCGCGGUGCCCUCGGUGGAGUUGGGUACCGGAGUGAGUCGCGGGGACAGCGGAGGUCACGGUGCCGGCAUCCGCCUUGGAGGGGGGGGUGCGGGAAUGGAGCAUCCCUACCGCCGAGGGUGGGGGCACCCCGUCCUCCUGUGGCCCCACGAGGUGGUGGUGUCCCCUUCCCUCCCACCCAUCCCCAGCCCGUGUCCCCCCGGCUGUCCCCAGUGUCCUCUCCGCUUAUCCCGCAACCCUCCCCCACCCCCCCCACGGCUCGGGGCGACUCGGGACCACGAAAUGCCCCAAAAGUCGCAGGGUCGUCCCGGCACCCAAUCGCCAGGGAGGAAUUCAGCUAGGUUUCAGCUGGAGCUAAUCAUCAGCCCCUGCUUUGCAUAUUCAUGAGCGAGAUGAAUUAUUCAUGAGGUGACAGCUAGUGACAGAUGUGACAAUGUUCGCCUGGGCCGGGGAGGAGGGCUGCGGGGGGAGCGGCUUUGCACCGGCGUUAUUUUAGAUUUCUCUCGUCUGCUUUUUGCCCGGUUUGCAGCAGGGCCGUCCGGGGUUUGGGGACGCUGCUAUUGUCCCCAGCACGGCCCGGCCACGUGGCACCACCAGUGUCACCGUGUCACCAACCCGCGGCAUCACCCAGCCACCCACCCGCAGCGCUCGGGAUGCGGUGACAACGGUGACACGGCCGAUGCCGGCUCUGGGCGCCAACAUCCGUGCGCCGGUGCCACCGCCGAGGACAGCAUGGUGACACCCGGCUGAACCCGGGAUGGGGUCACCAGGGCUGGGUUAUGGGGUGGAGGGUCCAGGAGGUGGGAGGAAGGUGGCUCUGUAAUUAACGGGGCGCUGAGUUGGGGAUGCUGUGAUAAGGAGAAUCGCUGGGGGAGGGGGGCGGCUGUGCCAGGCUCUGCUUUGUCCCCAGUGGUCCCGAUGGGGUGUGUGGUGGUGGCUGUGUGUGGUUUCAGCACUGGGAUGGGAUUCAGUCAGGGAUGGGGCUGCAGUGCUGCUUCCCUGACCUUGGGAUCAACUUUUGAGGUUGGCGUGGGCUCAGCGUGGGCUCUGGGGAUGUGGCAGGGUCCUCCUUUUGUCCUCCUGCUCGGAGCAGUCCCAGUGCCAUCGGGGAUGUGGUUCCCAUGUGCUCAGAUGCGGGUCACAGCAGCAUGCUGGGGCUGUGUGCCCUUUUCCCAGGCUGGGGGACACCAGGACCCCCCUGGUUCACAGCCUGAGGUCCCCGGGGAGGCAGCGGGUUCUGAUGUCCCCUCCCAGUGCUGCGCUGUUCCUGCUGCGAAAGCAAAACCUGCAGAAAUGCUGAUGUCAGGGAAGGUGACUGUCAUGCAGCCCCAUAUCCUCUCCGUGCACGGGGUCCUGCUGCCAGCCCAGGGGUGGCCGUAGCACUGCGGUCCAUCCGUCUGUCCGUCCAUCCGGCCACGGCAGGCAGUUGCACACCCAAAGAGCAACUUCCAUGUUUAACAUUUAAAUAAAAUAUUGAAUGUUUACCCAGCGGUGCGGGCCGCGUUUGCUCAGUGAGCGUCCGUCUGCAGAGCAGCAGCACUGGGUAAACAGCAGAGAGCUUAAGGAAGUGUUUAUAUGUGGGCACGUGGAUGAGGAUCCUUGGGGUCCCACUGCGUUCCUUCACCUCUGGGUCUGCCUCAUUGCCUGGUGUGGCCUGGAAACUGCAGGGGAUGGGUGCUGAGGGGUGCAGAAAGGGAAAAACGAGGGCAAAAAGACCAAAAGAACCAAAAAGGGAUUGUGAGUGAUGUGAAGUCUUGGGUUGCGUGCGACUGCUGCAUAUCCUGGGUGCACCCAUCCUGCAGCAGCAUCUGGGUCUUGCACCCACCACUCACUCCAUCCCCACCUGGAGGUCCUGGAGCCGCCUCUCCCCACAUCCCUGGACCAAGGGUUUGUGCUGGGAGAGUUCCUGAUGCAUUAGAAUAGCAACAUCAGCAUUUCAGUGGGGAGGAGCUGGAACUCCCCAACCUGGCCACGCCACGCCAUGCCAAGGCACUUGGUUAUCUUCUUUUUCUGGAGCAGGGAAAUGGGGAAAAGUUGAGUGCUGAUUUCCAUGUGGGCAUCAUUGAUGGCAUCUCCAUCCCCAACAGCAGAGCUUAGCAGCCCCUGGUUGCCUUCACUUCUACAGCAUCCCACCCCACAGCAGCCACUGUACCCAGCCAGGCUCUUGGGCAUGCUGUGGGACAACUGUUCCCUGCUGCUCCCUUAUCUCUCCUGGGGUGACUCGGCUGGGGCUCAGCAUGGAGCUGCACUGAAGGUCAGGUCACCCCUUUGCUUUUGUUGGCAGCAGUUUUUGGAAGCAGAAAGUACCACGGAGCUGUGCAAAAAGGAAGGGGCAGCCAUAGGGUUGCAGAUGGUUUCUUCUGUAGAACAGAUGAAAUAAAACCCAGUUCUGUACCCCCCAGAAGGGCCAUUUUCUAGCACUGAACACGGGGGGUCUCCUUUUCUUCUUAUCAUUUGGCUUUCUUUCUAUUUUUGUCCCGUAAAAGCAGAAGGGACAGAGUGAGAAAUCAGGAGUUGGAAAAUGGAACAUCAGAGCACAGGGAAGCUGGGGGCUGAGCCAAAGCUGCAGCGUGGGAGGGUCGGGGGGGUUCCAUCCACAUCCCCCAAAGCAGGAACUCCCCAUCCUGGGCAGAGAACAGGGCUGUGCCAGUGCUCGAUAACAGAGCUGGGGAGCCAGCAUCCCUCCCGGGCUGGAGAGCAGAUGAUUUAGAAAGCUCUAAUCGGUGCUGCGGUAAAACAGAUGGAUGGGAGCUUUGUGCUCCAGCUCGACUCCAGCAGCCGGAGGCACCCGCUGCAUGUUAAUGCUGGAGCAGAGCGAGGGCUGCACCUGGUGCUGGGGGGGCCCCAUGUGCACCCAUACCCCUAUAGUGGAGGUGUGGGGAUGUCACCACGUGUGGCACCAGGAGCAAAACUGAACUCACUGCGCUCGUGUGCUGCUGCUGAGCAGAGUCAACGCUGCUCCCGUGGCGCCUGGGGGGACGAUGUCACUGCAUCCCCACGGUGAUCCGUGGAGCACAGAGCCGAGAGGCAGCGAGCAGCCGACCCUGCUCUCGUUGCAGGUUAAGGAUGGUCCAUGUGAUGGGGGAUGCCGGCUGCUGGCUCCUGCUUGGGCUCACCCUGCUCCCCAUCGCUGUGCUGGGCUCCCAGGACGAUGGGAAGGUGAUCCACAUCAGCCGGGUGCAGCACCAGGCGGUGCGAGUGGGGCUGGGGGAGCCCGUGGCGCUGCCCUGCCUCUUCCUGCUGCAUCCCUCCGCCUCGCUGGGUCCCAACGAGCCCCCGGACCCCCCCCGUGUCAAAUGGAGCAAGGUGCGCUCGGCCAGCGGGCAGCGGGAGGACGUCCCCAUCUUGGUGGCCAAGGACAACGUGGUGAAGGUGGUGAAAGCCUAUGAGGGUCGCGUGUCCCUCCCUGGCUACGCCCGUGACCGCUACAACGGGACACUGCUGCUGCGUGCUGCCCGCGCCAGCGAUGCGGGGCUGUACCGCUGCGAGGUGGUGGCUGGCAUCGAUGAUGAGCAGGACCUGCUGCCCCUUGAAGUGAUGGGUGUUGUCUUCCACUACCGCCCCGCGGGCGCUCGCUAUGCGCUGACCUUCGCUGCUGCCCGCCGUGCCUGCAUGGACAACUCAGCCAUCAUCGCCUCUCCCCAGCACCUGCAGGCUGCUUUUGAGGACGGCUAUGACAACUGUGAUGCAGGCUGGCUGGCCGACCAGAGCGUGCGGUACCCCAUCACACUGUCCCGACCCGGCUGCUAUGGGGACCGCAACAGCCUCCCCGGGGUGCGCAGCUACGGGCAGAGGGAGCCUGGUGAGCUGUACGAUGUCUACUGCUACGCACGGGAGCUGCAAGGGAAGGUGUUCUAUGCCACGGCCCCAGGGCGCUUCACCUUGUCGGGGGCACGGAGGCAUUGCUGGGGCCGUGGGGCUGCGUUGGCCACCACAGGGCAGCUGUACCUGGCCUGGCGUGAGGGCCUGGACCAGUGCGACCCGGGCUGGCUGGCAGAUGGCAGCGUGAGGUACCCCAUCCUGGCUCCACGCAGGAAGUGUGGCGGUGAGGCGCCGGGUGUCAGGACUCUCUACCGCUUCCCCAACCGCACGGGUUUCCCCCCACCCACCUCCAAAUUCGAUGCGUACUGCUAUAAAGGGGACGUGGCAGGUGCUCCCGAUUCUACUGCGGAGCAGAGGGAACAGGAGCCGCUGGGCAGUGACAACGUGCUGGUGGAGCGUGAGGACAUGGCCACCUCUGGGGACAGCCCACGUGCCGGCGUCCUGCGGCAGCUGGGGGCUGCAGGGCCCAGUGGUGCCGAGGACGAGCAGUUGCAGUUGGCAAGCAGUGUGACAGCAGCGUGGCGUGGUGACAUCCCCGGGGGCAGCAUUACAGCCUCUUCAUCCUCUCCAUCCUCAUCGGUGUGGCCGCUUGAGGAUGAAGCCCUCAAUGCAGUGGACCAGGCACCGCGGGGCUCCACACAGGAGCUGUUUGGCAGCAGCCCGGCGCCGGCACUGCGAGAAUUCCCUGACCCCAUGGAACCCCUGUUCACCCUCCAUCCACAGACCCGAAGUCCAGCCCAGGAGAUCACCAGCUCACCACCAGCACCACCAGCUUUGGGGACGGUCCCCAUUGUGGCAGCAGAAACCCCCAGCACCCCAAAACAGAGCAGCUACGCUGGGCUGAAUGGGCGCUACUUCCAGCUGCAGCAGCAGAGCCAGGACCCCUCGGUGGCCCAGGACCCCACAGUGGUUGAUGACCACACAGUGGCUGGGGACCCAGCGGGGACAGUCACCCUGGCCCCCAUCCUGGCCCUGGAGGUGAAGGGGGCUGCAGCCAACGCAGUAGAGACGUGGAGCAUCACCCGUCCCAGUGCUGAGAGCCCCCAUAGAGGAGGUCCCUAUCCACUCUCCAACGAGGUGGAGGAGAUUGGCCACAAGCUGUUGGCACCAUCCACCAUCCCUGUGCCUCCCUCCCAGAGGGGUUUACCGCAGUCGAGCCUCUCUACAGCCCCACAUGGUCCCGGGGACCCCACAUGGACAUCCCUGCCAUCAUCCCCACCCACUCCUGUAGCUCCCAGUGACCCUUCCCACCACCAGGACGUCAGCACUGGGGAGGCUCAGCCCCGCGGUGACUCUCCUCAGCCACCUGCAGAUGUCACCGAGGACUUCUCUGGGGAUGCUGCCCCCAAGGAGGAUGACAGCCCCAUCCCUCCGUGGCCCCCACUGCCCCCAGCCCCACUGGUGGCUGAGGGCCCCGGAACAGCUGCACAGCCCAGCAGUGACAGCGGUGGGGCCCUGGGUGAUGGCUCGUUGGAGCGGCAGAGGAAGGCGGUGACCUUUGUCCUCCCACCCAUGGGGCUCCCUGGCAGCCCCAGCCCCACUGCAGCAUCUUCUCCCCAUCCGCAGAGCAGGCUGAGCCCCACAGAUCCCCAAGGGGCACUCGAAAUGGGGGCUGAACCCACCCAUGAGCACCUGGAUAUGGGGACGGGGCUGCAGGACGAAGCAGCCAUCAACGCAGUGGCUCCAGAUGUCCCCUCAGCUUCCCCUACAGACAGCGAGGUGACCCCACGGUUGGGCUCCGAGUGGCCAUCAGAGGGCAGCGGGCGGGUGGGGGACGGCCCUACAGCUGCCCCACAGCACCCAAACCCCUCUGAGCCAGGGCUGGAAGGAGAGGAGUAUCCCCCACACCCCCCAGAACCCCAAUGGCCCCCCAGCCCCAGCGAGGAGGACACCUCAGAGGAGGCAAAGAACAAACCCCCUACCAGUACAGCCACCCACCCCCCAGCACCCCCUGACACCCACUGGCCGUCACCCACCGCCCCCCACCCAUGGGUGCCAGAUGGGCAUGAAGCCCCGAGUGCGGGACCGCUCUUUGAGCCCACCACGCCGGGGGGGGCAGGGGGGGCUUUGCUGCUGGAUGCCGACAGUGGGAGUGGCGAGGAGCCCGUGCUGGAGGAGCAGGAGCUGCUGGUGUGGGCAGACAGCAGCAACAGCAGCCAGCAUGCUCCAGCUGACCCAUGCCAGACCAACCCCUGUCUGCACGGCGGGACGUGCCACGCCAACGGCUCCAUCUGCGGCUGCAGCUGCGCCCCGGGCUUCACUGGGGAGAACUGUGAGAUCGACAUCGAUGACUGCCUGUCGAGCCCCUGCCAGAACGGCGGCACCUGCAUCGACGAGGUCAACGCCUUCGUCUGCCUCUGCCUGCCCAGCUAUGGUGGCAGCCGCUGUGAAAAAGACACGGAGGGCUGUGACCACAACUGGCACAAGUUCCAGGGCCACUGCUACCGCUACUUCUCCCGGCGGCGCUCCUGGGAGGACGCAGAGCGCGACUGCCGCCGGCGCGCCGGGCACCUCACCAGCAUCCACUCACAGGAGGAGCACGGCUUCAUCAACAGUUUUGGGCACGAGAACACCUGGAUCGGGCUCAACGAUAGGAUUGUGGAGCAGGACUUCCAAUGGACGGACAACACUGGCCUGCAAUACGAGAACUGGAGGGAGAACCAACCCGACAACUUCUUUGCGGGCGGUGAGGACUGCGUGGUGUUGGUUUCCCACGAGAUCGGCAAGUGGAACGAUGUGCCCUGCAACUACAACCUGCCCUACAUCUGCAAGAAAGGCACAGUGCUUUGUGGUCCCCCCCCGGAGGUGGAGAACGCGUUCCUCGUGGGGAAGAAGAAGGAGAGGUACAGCAUCCACUCGAGCGUGCGCUACCAGUGUGAGGAGGGCUUCACCCAGCGCCACGUCCCCACCAUCAGGUGCCACAGCAAUGGCAAGUGGGACCGGCCCAAACUGCUCUGCACAAAACCCAGGCGGUCGCACCGGGCACGGCGGCACCACCGGCACCGCCACAGCCACCCUCACCACCAGCACCACCACCACAAACCCCGCAAGGAGCGGCGAAAACACCGCAAGCACCUCCGGCUGGACUGGAUGGAAGAGGGCCACUACUUUUAGGGCCGGGGAGGCAGCGAGUGUGCGGUCCCCAGGCACCCCAGGAACAGCCGUCCGUGGGACGGGACGUGGUGACGUCCCCUGAUCCCCUCCAGCCCACCCCCCACACCUCUUUUAUAACCCUCUUUGCUUUAGCUCCUAGGAUGCCCGGCCCCGUAGGGAAUAGGACCCAGCGGGGGCGGCUGCGUGUGCGUCCCCAGCCCCCCCCUGCAUGCCCCACCCCGGGGUCGAGCCCCUGACCCUGCAUGGGGAUCCCGAAAUCCCCACUGGGUCCUGGGGGGGCUGCCCCAUGGCGGCCGAUGGCCCCCUGGGCUCUGCUCCCCUCCAGGCUGUGGGGGGGACACGCAGCAGCCCCCACCCAUCACCCCACUGCCCCGUGGGGGGCUCCGGUUUUUUAACAGCCCCCCCCUGUCUUCCUGCCCCACCAAUGUCCCCACAGCCAGCACGGGGUCCCUGUCCCGCCCUGUGGGACCCUCUGGGCUGGAUUUUGGGGUUGGAUUUCCCUUUUUUCCGUUCAUUGUCGGUUCCCCGUUGGAGUUGGCGUGUGUGUGUAUGGCGCUUUCUGAUCUCUGCUGUUUGCGAUGUGACUGCAGUGUCCCGUACCCCCUCCCCUCUUCCGUGGCAUUUCUGACUCUGCGUUUCUGUACUGCUGGACAUUUUAAU
Phasianus colchicus (ring-necked pheasant) is the source of this 7823-nucleotide messenger RNA. RefSeq names its product neurocan (gene NCAN). NCBI's taxonomy places the organism in Eukaryota, Metazoa, Chordata, Aves, Galliformes, Phasianidae. Gene Ontology annotation, cellular component: synapse; perineuronal net. Gene Ontology annotation, molecular function: hyaluronic acid binding; calcium ion binding. Gene Ontology annotation, biological process: central nervous system development; skeletal system development; cell adhesion. The record is from RefSeq and is a predicted model, not a curated record.